AUGGCCAUAAACGCGAGCACUACGAGUGAGUCCACUGUCCUAACCAAAAACGGUAACAAGGGACUGCUUCAAAAGUUUGGCCCCUGCAAGGGCAUACCCGCCUUGGCCAUUCUCGUGUGUCUUCUCACCGUGUGCGCGGUACUGCUCGUGGGCCUCCUGCUACACGUCUUCCUCAUGUUCGCCGAAGGCAGCAAGGUCAGUGCCUUAUCGAUCGUCGUUACUCCCGACGCAGAGAACGACACGACACCGCACGAUGCUACCACGCACCCGAUCAUGCAGUUAAACUUCACGGUAAGCGCGGAAGAGCUCACCGAUGUCGUCACGUUCACUAGAACUAUGAACGAGUCAUCAGACAACAAGGAAGUCUCAGUGACCUCUGAAGACGAGACCAAUCUCAUCACGUUCACCAGGAUAAUCACUGAGUCUGCGGACAACACGAAAGGCUCAGUUAUCACUGAAGACGUAACCGAACUCGUUACGUUCACCGCAACCAUGAACGAGUCCGGGGACGACACGGAAGGCUCAGCUACUGCUAAAGACCACACAGACCUCGUAACGUUCACCAGUAUCAUGAGAGAGUCCACGGACAGCACGGAAGGCUCAGUUAUCGCUGAAGACCAGACAGACCUCGUCACGUUCACCAAUACCAUGAGCGAGUCCGGGGACGACACGGAAGGCUCAGCUACUGCUGAAGACCAGACAGACCUCGUCACGUUCACCAAUAUCAUGAGCGAGUCCACGAACAGCACAGAAGGCUCAGUUAUCACUGAAGACCAGACAGACCUCGUCACGUUCACCAAUAUCUUGAGCGAGUCCGGGGACGACACGGAAGGCUCAGCUACUGCUGAAGACCAGACAGACCUCGUAACGUUCACCAGUAUCAUGAGAGAGUCCACGGACAGCACGGAAGGCUCAGUUAUCGCUGAAGACCAGACAGACCUCGUCACGUUCACCAAUACCAUGAGCGAGUCCGGGGACGACACGGGAGGCUCAGCUACUGCUGAAGACCAGACAGACCUCGUCACGUUCACCAAUAUCAUGAGCGAGUCCACGAACAGCACAGAAAGCUCAGUUAUCACUGAAGACCAGACAGACCUCGUCACGUUCACCAAUAUCUUGAGCGAGUCCGGGGACGACACGGAAGGCUCAGCUACUGCUGAAGACCAGACAGACCUCGUCACGUUCACCAAUAUCAUGAGCGAGUCCACGAACAGCACAGAAGGCUCAGUUAUCACUGAAGACCAGACAGACCUCGUAAUGUUCACCAUUAUUAUGAGCGAGUCCACGGACAGCACUGGAGGCUCAGUAAUCACUGAAGACCAGACCGACCUGUUCAUGUUGACCAAAAUCGUGAACGAGUCCGCAGACGACACGAAAGUCUCAGCUACUGCGCAAGACCAAACUGACCAUGUCACAUUCACCAAUAUCAUGAGCGAGCCGACGGACAACACGGAAGGCUCACUUAUCACUGAAGACAAGACCGACCUAAUGACAUUCACCAAAAUCAUGAACGAGUCAGCAGACAACACGGAAAGCUCAGGUACCGCUGAAUAUCAGACAGACCUCGUCACGUUCACCAAUAUCAUGAGCGAGUCCACGAACAGCACAGAAGGCUCAGUUAUCACUGAAGACCAGACAGACCUCGUCACGUUCACCAAUAUCUUGAGCGAGUCCGGGGACGACACGGAAGGCUCAGCUACUGCUGAAGACCAGACAGACCUCGUCACGUUCACCAAUAUCAUGAGCGAGUCCACGAACAGCACAGAAGGCUCAGUUAUCACUGAAGACCAGACAGACCUCGUAACGUUCACCAAUAUUAUGAGCGAGUCCACGGACAGCACUGGAGGCUCAGUAAUCACUGAAGACCAGACCGACCUGGUCACAUUCACCAAAAUCAUGAACGAGUCAGCAGACAACACGGAAAGCUCAGGUACCGCUGAAUAUCGAACCGAUCUCGUGACGUUCACCGAGAUCAUGAGAGAGCCAAUAGACAACACGGAAAGCUCAAUUAUCGCUGAAAACAAAUCUGAGCUCGUAACGUACACCAAAAUUAUGAAUGAGUCUUCAGACAACACGUAUGGCUCAGUUAUCGUUGAAGAUUUCACCGAUCUUGUCACGUUCACCAAAAUAAUGAAUGACUCCACCGACAACGAGGAUGGCUCAGUUAUUACCGAAAACCACACUGACAUCCUCACGUUCACCAAGCUAAUGAACGAGUCGACAGACAACACGGAAGGCUCAGUUAUCCCUAAAGACCUGACCGAUAUUAUCACGUUCACCAAAAUAAUCAACGAGUCAGCGGACAACACGGAAGGCUCAGUUAUCACCGAAGACCUGACCGAGCUCGUCACGUUCACCGAAUUCAUGAACGAGUCUACGGACAACACGGAAGGCUCAGUUAUCCCUGAAGACCUGACCGAUCUUGUCACGUUCACCAAAUUCAUGAACGAGUCUACGAACAACACGGAAGGCUCAGUUAUCCCUGAAGACCUGACCGAUCUUGUCACGUUCACCGAAUUCAUGAACGAGUCAGCGGGCAACACGGAAGGCUCAGUUAUCACUGAAGACCUGACCGAUCUUGUCACGUUCACGAAGAUAAUCAACGAGUCAGCGGGCAACACGGAAGGCUCAGUUAUCCCUGAAGACCUGACCGACCUCGUCACGUUCACCAAAAUAAUUGAGUCAGCGGACAACACGGAAAGCUCAGUUAUCCCUGAGGGCUUGACUGACCUCGUCACUUACACCGAAUUCGUGAACAAGUCUACGGACAACACGGAAGGCUCAGUUAUCCCUGAAGACCUGACCGAUUUCGCCACGCCCACCAAGGUAAUGAACGAGUCAGUGGACAACAGGGAAAGCUCAGUUAUCCUUGAUGAGCUGACCAACCUUAUCACGUUCACCGAAUUCAUGAACGAGUCUAUGGACAGCACGGAAGGCUCAGUUAUCCCUGAAGACCUGGCCGAUCUUGUCACGUUCAUCAAAAUAACCAACAAGUCAGCGGACAACACGGAAGGCUCAGUUAUAUCUGAAGACUUGACCGAUCUCGUAACGCACACAGAAACGAUGAACAAGUCGACGGACAACACGCAUGGCUCAGUUAUCGCUGAAAACCUGACUGACAUCGUCACGUUUACCAAAAUCAUGAACGAGUCUGCGUACAACGCGUAA
Rhipicephalus microplus (southern cattle tick) is the source of this 3168-nucleotide messenger RNA. RefSeq names its product dentin sialophosphoprotein-like. The record is from RefSeq and is a predicted model, not a curated record. NCBI's taxonomy places the organism in Eukaryota, Metazoa, Arthropoda, Arachnida, Ixodida, Ixodidae.